This is a messenger RNA of Ananas comosus (pineapple), 2501 nucleotides long. RefSeq names its product CTL-like protein DDB_G0274487. Gene Ontology annotation, biological process: transmembrane transport. Gene Ontology annotation, cellular component: membrane. Gene Ontology annotation, molecular function: transmembrane transporter activity. Bases 127 to 2331 code for a protein of 734 amino acids. Lineage: Eukaryota; Viridiplantae; Streptophyta; Magnoliopsida; Poales; Bromeliaceae. The record is from RefSeq and is a predicted model, not a curated record. The transcript is spliced from 11 exons.
ACCGAAUAGCAGCAGUUAUUCUCCUACCUUAUUCGCCAUUUCAUUUAUUCUCACUCCCUUAUCCCCAUUUUUUAUUCCCAAAUUUUGAUUCUUAUUACUGUUGUUCCCAUUCCCCAUUACUACUCCAUGAGCCUCCGCGACUCCGACGACCUCGACGGGGCCUCCUCCCCCACGAUCGAGGACGAAGACGAGGACGGGAGCCGGAACCCUAGCGACUCGUCGUCGCCGGCGCCGGCGCCGAGCGUGGCGGCGGCGCCGGCGCGGCGGUGGAGGGACGUGUUCUGGCUCCUCGUCUUCGUCCUCCACCUCCUCCUCGUCGGCUCCGCGCUCGUCCUCCUCGGCCUCAACCGGUUCCGCAAGGCCGAUCGGCUCAACAUCGACCGGUUCACCAACAUCACCAUCGGCGGCGGCGCCGCCGCGGCGCCGCGGGAGGCGGAGGUGGUGGCGCCGCCGCAGCGGGAGCAGGGGCCGAGUGGGGAGCUCACGGAGACGUUCUGGCCCUUCUACGGCGCGGCGGCGGGGGUCGGGGCGGCGAUCGCGGGGGCGUGGCUCGCGCUGCUGGGGCGGCGCGCGGGGCAGAUGAUGAAGGUGUCGGUGCACAGCCUCACCACUUACCUCGCCGUGAUCAGCGUGCUGUGCUUCUGGGGGAAGCACUUCUUCUGGGGGGUCGCUUUCGCUGUUGGGGCCCUUCUGCAGUUCCUCUAUGUCAUGUCCGUGCUCGAUAGGUUUCCCUUCACAAUGCUGGUUUUGCAGAAGGCCGUGAAAAUGGUUUGGGGCCUUCCAGAUGUGAUGAGAGUAGCCUAUGCUUUUAUUCUCAUCAUGCUCUGUUGGAUGGUACUAUGGUCAUUUGGAGUAGCUGGUAUCGUCGCCUUAAGUAUGCAUGAUAGCGGUCGUUGGUGGCUUCUUGUGGUGUUCUCAGUGAGUUUGUUUUGGACCGGAGCUGUUCUUUGUAAUACCGUUCACGUGAUAGUAUCUGGCAUGGUAUUUCUUGUUCUUAUUCAUGGUGGGCAGAGAGCUACAUCAAUGCCUCCAAAACCAGUUCUGAAGUCACUACAGUAUGCCGUAACAACUUCUUUUGGUAGCAUUUGCUAUGGGUCGCUUUUCACUGCUGCAAUCAGGACUCUGCGGUGGGAGAUCCGAGGAAUUAGGUCAAAAAUUGGAAACAACGAGUGUCUUCUGUGUUGUGUUGAUUUUUUGUUUCAUCUUGUGGAAACGCUGGUUCGCUUCUUCAACAAGUAUGCAUAUGUCCAGAUAGCAGUUAAUGGAAAGAGCUUCAAUCGUUCCGCUAGGGAUGCAUGGGAGUUGUUCCAGUCUACCGGCAUUGAAGCACUCAUUGCUUAUGAUUGUUCUGGUGCUGUUCUCCUUAUGGGCACUAUUUUGGGUGGGCUUCUUACAGGAACAUGUACAGGAGUUUGGGCAUGGUUCAAAAGAAGUGAUAAAGUGCUCAUGGUUGGUUGCACUGCGGCACUGAUGGGUAUGAUAUUGGUGGGGUUAGCUGUAGUAGUUGUCGAAAGUGCGGUCACCUCGAUAUAUAUAUGCUACGCGGAAGAUCCCACAUUGAUUCAGAGUUGGGAUACCGAGUUCUUCAACCAAAUGUCGGAGGCGCUGCACCAGAGACUACAGUAUCGGAGCGCGCGAGCUAGAGAGGGUGAUCCAGUAUGGGCGAUAAAGCAAAGCACUAUCAGUGAUCUCUUGGGCCUGUCGCUUAAUUUCUUCUUCAUCUUGCCAUUAAUGAACUCUGUUGGAAUUCAUGUGAUUGAAGCACCUGUACUUCACCCUGUGGCCGAAGGAUUAUUCAACUUCGUGAUCGGAUGGACAUUUUUGUUUGCCCCUUUACUCUUCACCGAUCGCCGAAGAGACAGAUACAAAGGAUCAUUGGAUCUCUUGUGGGGAUGCCAGAUGUUUCUCACCAAUGUCUUCUUAAUACCUUACAUGGCGAUCCGACUUAAUGAUGCGGACUCGAACCAGUAUCCCACAAAACCAUCUCAGUUGGGUUCAGUGAUGGUAAGAGGUGCGCCCAUCGUGGCUUUAAUUGGUGGAUUUGUCUGCGUUGUCUCGACACUUUGGGCUCUUUUUGGUCGUGCCGAUGGUGGUUUCGGAAGUCUAGCUGAUCGAUGGCUAUAUUUGGGAAAUUAUAUCGGAUCAGAGAGGCUUGCUUAUGCAUUCAUAUGGGAUAUUCUACUUUACGCCGUAUUCCAACCUUGGUUGAUUGGUGACAACCUUCAAAAUGUAAAAGAAGAUUAUACAGAACUCGUAAAUGUCUUAAGAUUCGUCCCUGUUGUGGGCUUGGUUGCAUAUCUCUUGUGCUUGGAUUAUGUAAAAGAGUCCUAGUUGAAGUUUGAAUUUUAAUCAUAUACUUUGUACUAUGUUCAUGAAUUUCAAGAGCUUUUUUUUUUUUUUUUUUUUUUUGUAAUCAAAUUUGCAAAACACUAGAUACUUUUGUUUGACAGUUCGUUUUUGUUCAUCUGAAUGCGACAAAGUGCAAUCAUAUUGUUCAUUUU